Messenger RNA from Pipistrellus kuhlii (Kuhl's pipistrelle), 2380 nucleotides. It is a transcript of the gene HAUS4, whose product is annotated as HAUS augmin like complex subunit 4. The coding region runs from base 1043 to 2134 and encodes 363 amino acids. Gene Ontology annotation, cellular component: HAUS complex. Gene Ontology annotation, molecular function: microtubule minus-end binding. NCBI's taxonomy places the organism in Eukaryota, Metazoa, Chordata, Mammalia, Chiroptera, Vespertilionidae. The transcript has 10 exons. The record is from RefSeq and is a predicted model, not a curated record. Gene Ontology annotation, biological process: centrosome cycle; spindle assembly.
UAGGAGUAGCAAAGGAAAUAUAUUGCAAGAGAGUCCCUGCCUUUGAGGAGGUCACAGUCUAGCCAGGGAGAAAAAUACAUAAAAUGCCUUGAGAAGAUUACAAGCAAAAUUUCGACGAGUGCGAAGUGAUUGAGUGUGAGAAACAGAAGACCUAAUGCUUCAGGGUACAGAUAACAGGGGUGAGACUUUAUCUGGCUUAACUGUAGAUCAGAAAGUAGAGGCCCAUAAACCAGAUCCUGCCCCCAGAUUAAUUGAGUUUGGCACACUGGCAGUUAUUUUUUUAUAAAACUAAUUUGUAUGCUCGUUGGGAGGAAAACACAGCUAAUAAAUAUAGAAAGAAUGAUAGAAUUUGAAAAACAGCAUUUUGUGAACUUAAUAAAAGUAUUGAUUUGGCGAAGAUUAUUAAUGAUGUUAAAAUCAUAGGUAAAAUGGUUGGGGACAACUGGACAUACAUAUGGUGCCAAGUAACACUAUCAGUUUACAGUCUUGAGGCCAAAAAUGUAUGUUGGAGGGCUCAGACUGUCAUCACUUGUGCUCUGGAAUGGGACUUAGUAACAUUCGCCAGCAGACCAACACUGGUGUGAGGCAAUGCAUAACCCAACCUAGUACACAUUCUAGCCAUCCCCAUCCCCAAAGAGAAUUCAUUAUUAGAUGUAACUUGCAGCUCACAGGAAGUACUGGGGAUAGAGAAACAAGCUAAAGGACACUAGGAGGGACCAACUGGGCAAAUCUAAAAGGUGAAGCGUUCUGCAGGGCACCGGGCCGGCUCUCUUCAGCAAGUCGGUACGACCUUUUAAAAAUAUGUUUUUACUGAUUUCAGAGAGAGGAAGGGAGAGGGAGAGAGAGAUAGAAACAUCCGUGAUGAGAGAAUCAUUGAUUGGUUGCCUCCUACAUGCCCCACAACGGGGAACGAGCCCACAGCCCAGGCAUGUGCCCUGACUGGGAAAUCAACUGCGACCUCCUGGUUCAUGGGUCAACACUCAACCCAGAGCCACACUGGCCGGGCUGUAUGAAAGUCAAAACUACUAGAUAAGAAUAUCAGAUGGCAUCUGGGGAUUUCUGUUCAUCUGGAGAAGGAAUGGAAAUACUCCAACAAGUGUGCAGCAGACAGCUUCCUCCUUGUAACCUGAGUGAAGAGGAGCUGUUACAGAAUCCACACUUCAGCAAAUUGCUGCUGAGUCUCUCACAACACAUGGAUGAGAGUGGCUUAAGCCUCUCCCUGGCCAAGGAGCAGGCUCAGGCAUGGAAGGAAGUUCGACUGCAUAAGACAACAUGGCUGAGGUCUGAGAUUUUACAAAGAGUCAUCCAAGAGCUGCUUGUGGACUACUAUGUGAAGAUACAAGACACAAAUUUAACUUCUGAGGACAAAAAGUUUCAUGAGACCCUUGAACAGCAGCUACUUGUGACUCAACUAACACAGCUCUUAGGUCCCAGCCAGGAGAGGGUGAUGCCUCCACUGCUCGGACUGGAGAAGGCGGACCUUCUGGAGCUCAUGCCGCCCUCAGAGGAUUUUGUAUGGAUGAGAGCUCGGCUUCCACUGGAAGUGGAGGAGCAACUCAAGAAGAAGUGUUUUACUCUCCUUUGCUACCAUGAUCCUAAUUCUGAUUCAGAUCCUGAAACCCUGAAGGCAGCAAAGGUAUGGAAACUGGCAGAGAUGCUGGUGAGUGAGAAGCAGCAGUGCCAGGAGGCCCGGAGCCAGCAGAAGGAGCAGGGAGUGCUGCUGGAGAAGAAGAGAGCCACCUACUCCCAGGUGCUUCUCCGCUGCCUGGCCUUACUGCACAGAUUGCUUCAGGAGCACCGGCUGAAGACUCAGUCUGAGCUAGACCGCAUCAACGCCCAGUACCUGGAGAUCAAGUGUAGUGCCAUGAUCCUUAAGCUGAGGAUGGAAGAGCUAAAGAUUUUGUCUGACACUUACACUGCUGAGAAAGUAGAAGUUCAUCGUCUCAUUAGGGACCGUUUGGAGGGGGCCAUUCGGCUACAAAAACAGGACAUGGAGAAGUCCCGACAGGUCCUAAACACCUAUGAGGUGCUUGGGGAGGAGUUUGACAAGCUGGUAAAAGAGUACACCCAACUCAAGCAGACCACCGAGAACAGGCGUUGGGCACUCCAGGAGUUCAACAAAGCCUGCCGCUGAAUGUUGGCCGGCCAGAGGCACGGCUUCCUCUUCCUGCUAAAGGACCACCUUCACCUGGAGCCAUCUUCACUCAAGGGAGUGGGGGACACUUGCUCGAAACCCUGCAGUCAUUUAGGCACCCUCCUUGUUUAUAAUGAUUGAAUCUUUUCUGGACAAUGUAGCCGAUUUAUACAAAUUUAUGUUCAGCUAUUAUUCAGUGUUGACCCUGUAUUAUAUUUGAUUAUCUCCUGAAUAAAGUGAUAAUAU